Messenger RNA from Orycteropus afer afer, 2223 nucleotides. RefSeq names its product WD repeat domain 91 (gene WDR91). Gene Ontology annotation, biological process: early endosome to late endosome transport. The record is from RefSeq and is a predicted model, not a curated record. NCBI's taxonomy places the organism in Eukaryota, Metazoa, Chordata, Mammalia, Tubulidentata, Orycteropodidae. Gene Ontology annotation, molecular function: protein binding; phosphatidylinositol 3-kinase regulator activity. Gene Ontology annotation, cellular component: extrinsic component of endosome membrane; early endosome membrane; late endosome membrane. The transcript is spliced from 15 exons. The coding region runs from base 1 to 2223 and encodes 740 amino acids.
AUGGCGGAGGCGGUGGAGCGCACAGAUGAGCUGGUCCGCGAGUACCUGCUCUUUCGCGGCUUCACGCACACACUGCGGCAGCUGGACGCCGAGAUCAAGGCGGACAAGGAGAAGGGGUUCCGGGUGGACAAGAUUGUAGACCAACUCCAGCAGUUAAUGCAGGUGUACGACCUGGCUGCCCUCCGGGAUUACUGGAGCUACCUGGAGCGCCGGCUCUUCAGCCGCUUGGAGGAUAUAUAUAGACCCACCAUCAACAAACUGAAAACCAGCCUGUUCCGCUUUUAUCUCAUCUAUACGAUCCAGACCAACAGGACUGACAAGGCCCAGGAGUUCUUUGUCAAGCAGGCCGCUGAGCUUCAGAACCAGGCCGAGUGGAAGGAUUGGUUUGCCUUGCCCUUCCUGCCCUCCCCAGACACCAACCCCACCUUCGCCACCUACUUCUCGCGGCAGUGGGCUGACACCUUUAUCGUGUCCCUGCACAACUUCCUGAGCGUCCUGCUGCAAUGCAUGCCAGUUCCUGUGAUCCUGAGCUUCGAUGCGGAGUGUCAGAGGACCAAUCAGAUCCAGGAGGAGAAUGAAGUCCUACGUCAGAAGCUCUUCGCGUUGCAAGCCGAAAUCCACCGACUGAGGAAAGAGGAGCAGCAGCCGGCUGAGGGUGAGGCCUCCGUCCAGCACAAAUUACCUCCUUACGUCUCCAACAUGGACCGCCUGGGGGACUCGGAGCUAGCCAUGGUGUGUAGCCAGAGGAGUGCCGGCCUCUCCCAGUCGCCACGUGUGGGUUUCCUGUCCUCGCUGCUGCCGCAGAGCAAGAAGAGCCCCUCGAGGCUGUCCCCUGCCCAGGGGCCCCCGCAGGCCCAGAGCGCCACCAAGAGAGAGGCCACCAGCACUCAGGCUGCCAAGGGCAAGGACCCGGUGUCUGGGGCCAAGGAUGGGAAGGGCCUCUUCAGUGGGCUGGCUGCUGGGGAGUCCAGCUGGCCUCAGCACCGGCAGCGGCGCCUACAGGACCACGGCAAGGAACGCAAGGAGCUGCUCUCAACGACCAUGUCCCAGAGCACAGAGAAAAAGUCUGAUGCAAGUGGUACAGAGACUGAGCCUGGCCCAGAGCCCGCCACGGAGCCAGUGGAAGCAUCCAUGCGGGGCCCCGAGGGUGGCCGCCCCGAACAGCCCUUCAUCGUGCUGGGCCAGGAGGAGUACGGGGAGCAUCACUCAUCCAUCAUGCACUGCAGAGUGGACUGCUCGGGGAGGAGGGUGGCCAGCUCAGACGUGGACGGAGUCAUCAAAGUGUGGUCCUUCAACCCCAUCAUGCAGACCAAAGCGUCCUCCAUCUCCAAGUCCCCACUGCUCUCUUUGGAAUGGGCCACCAAGCGGGACAGACUGCUUCUCCUGGGCAGUGGUGUGGGUACCGUGCGCCUUUACGACACGGAAGCCAAGAAGAACCUCUGUGAGAUCAGCAUCAGUGAUGACAUGCCCAGAAUCCUGUCCCUGGCCUGUAGCCCCAAUGGGGCCUCUUUUGUCUGCUCGGCCGCGGCUCCAAGCCUCACCUCCCAGGACGUGUCGGCACCAGACCUCGGUGGCAGGGGUGUGAACCAGGUCCCUGGCAAGCUGCUGCUGUGGGACACGAAGACCAUGAAGCAGCAGCUUCAGUUCUCCCUGGAUCCGGAACCCAUUGCCAUCAACUGCACAGCCUUCAAUCACAAUGGGAACCUGCUGGUCACCGGCGCAGCCGACGGCGUCAUCCGGCUGUUUGACAUGCAGCAGCACGAGUGCGCCAUGAGCUGGGGGGCCCACCGCGGGGAGGUCUGCUCCGUGGAGUUCAGCUGCGAUGAAAACACUGUGUACAGCAUCGGCGAGGAUGGCAAGUUCAUCCAGUGGGACAUCCACAAGAGUGGCCUGAAGGUGUCUGAGUCCAGCCUGCCCCCUGACGCCACGGGCCCCUUCGUGCUGUCCGGGUACAGCGGCUACAAGCAGGUGCAAGCCCCCAGGGGCCGGCUGUUCGCUUUUGACUCCGAGGGCCAUUACAUGCUGACAUGCUCGGCCACCGGGGGUGUCAUCUACAAGCUAGGCGGGGAGGAGAAGGUCCUGGAGAGCUGCCUGAGCCUGGGGGGCCACCGAGCCCCUGUGGUCACUGUGGACUGGAGCACGGCCAUGGACUGCGGGACCUGCCUCACGGCCUCCAUGGAUGGCAAGAUCAAGCUGACCACUCUGCUGGCCCAUAAACUCUGA